AACUUUUGUUUGAUAUUUUAUCUUUUUACCUCUAACAGAAUAGGCUGGCUACCAUAAAGCAAGUUUACAGAAACUUACGAACAAGCCCAGCAAAUUUAAAUACCUAAAGCCAUUCAUUAAGUACCUGGAUCGUUAAUUACAACUUUUUUAUUUUCCUCAAUGACAAAGGAACACUCGGCGAAAAGAAAAGUAGACAAGUGUCGUGACACGCACCCCUCGAGGAGCGAAGAGCGGGGGUGUGCGCCCAGCCUAUCGCCGCGCUGAACGGAGCCUCCGGCGGCGCCCAUUGGCCCUCUCGCAGGGGGUGCGCGCCCCGCCCCGUCCUCGAAGCUCGCCCUUAUUGAAUUAGGCUUAUCAUUCGAUUUCGAGUGGGGCGAGAGCGCGGUCCUGCGCUGGCAAAAACUAACGUUGCGAUCCGAUACCAUCUGUAAUCGGCAUAAUUCGAUAUACUCGCGGCUCAUCCAAUUAUGUGGUUGUGAGCCUUCGCGCUUUCUGACAGAAGACGCACGCGCCCCGCGCGGCGCGGCGCUCUGCCGCCGGUCUUUGGUCCAUGUGAAGAUCAGAUCAGAGUGACCAUGGAGUACGGGUACUUGAGCGGUGCUGGUGGUGGGUUCGAAGGCGGCUGCCUGGGCUCGGGCGGCGGCGAGCUGUCUUGGGGCGAGCUGGCGUCGUGCGGGCAGAUGUCGCAGGCCGCCUACCGGUACCAGGGCAUGCGCUACCAGCCGCCGCCGCCGCAGUGCGCGCGCCCGCAGGACCAGCCCAUGAGGAACCACCACAUUUUCCCGCCGGCUAUGAACUUGCAACCGGGAUUACCAUACAAAGUAUACGGCGGGCACGAAGGCUCCCUGACGGAGAAGAGGAAACAGCGGCGGAUUAGGACGACCUUCACGUCGGCGCAGCUCAAGGAGCUGGAGCGGGCCUUCCAGGAGACGCACUACCCCGACAUCUACACGCGGGAGGAGAUCGCCAUGAAGAUAGACCUCACGGAGGCCAGGGUCCAGGUGUGGUUCCAGAACCGGCGAGCGAAGUUCCGCAAGCAGGAGCGGUUAGCGCAGCAGAAAGCAGGCGAGGCCCCAGUGAAGGCGGAGGGGAAACGAGACAAGCCGGCGUCGCCCGCGGUGUCGCCGCACCCGCCGCCGGCGCCCGCGCCGCAGCCGGCGCAUCAUGCCCUGCCGCACCUCUCCCCUCCCGACCUCAAGCCUAUCACGUCAGCAGCAAACAAAUUAUGCGAAGAGCUGAACGGUAUCGGAGGAGGCGGGGGCGCGGCGGCGGGCGGCGGCAAGUGGUCCGGGGGCUGCGGGCUGCUGCGCCAGCCCUCGGGCUUCCCUCUACUCAGCGUGGCCCCGCCGAACUACCUACUCUCCGACCACCUCGGCCCGCUAGCCAAAACGAACAAUCAUCUUUUCUAAUGGCUGUAGCGUCCCGGCGCCGCCCGCGACCCAACCGCGCUGCACACUAACCCACAUUCCUACUAACAUUCCACGUGAUGUGACACUUCCAAUAUUAGAAGUGAAAAUUAGAAUCAAACGAUUUAGUGACUUGUGACGAAACUCGAAGUGAAAACAAUUUCAAGUGCCAAAAGUUCGUGUCCAUUAUAUUGUAUUGCAAUAAUAAACUUAUAAAACGAAUUUUAGAUUUAUUUAU
This is a messenger RNA of Cydia fagiglandana, 1644 nucleotides long. Its product is annotated as paired mesoderm homeobox protein 2B-like. The transcript is spliced from 4 exons. Bases 576 to 1409 code for a protein of 277 amino acids. Gene Ontology annotation, biological process: regulation of transcription by RNA polymerase II. Gene Ontology annotation, molecular function: DNA-binding transcription factor activity, RNA polymerase II-specific; RNA polymerase II transcription regulatory region sequence-specific DNA binding. The record is from RefSeq and is a predicted model, not a curated record. NCBI's taxonomy places the organism in Eukaryota, Metazoa, Arthropoda, Insecta, Lepidoptera, Tortricidae.